AUGCUCAAACGAUGCCUCUCGAGAAAUCGAGUUUGGACCGCGAAUUGUCGGAAAAACCACAAUACUGCAAUCUUGAAGUACCUCCGGGAAAAUAAGGCCAUCGUGGGAUCAACACUAUAUCAGGGAGCGCUUUACGAACAUACAGUAGCCCGAGAGCUGGGGGAAAAAUUGGCGAUGGAUAGCCUCGAGAUCUGUGGCGGUUCUUACGACGCAGGGAUUGAUAUCCGCGGUGAGUGGCCUGUGGAUAAAAUAUAUAACAGAUGUCGCGAUCGACUGAAGCUUGAUGGAUCGUCGAUACCGAAGAAAAUGACAGUGAGUGGGGCUCAGUUCAAACCUAUUUUCCACAAAUUGAAUUCCGGUCGCGAAUUUAAGCCUUUGCACGUCCUGGUCCAGUGCAAGGCUUUUACCAGCGCCAAAAUAACGGGCAAGGAGGUUCGCGAAACCAUGGGGGCUUUUUCCUCCGCAGUGCCCGCCAGCAAGAGGAACCAGCAUAUACUGGUGAUGAGCUCACCGAACUUCUUGACUCGCGAUGGGCUAAAUGUCAUGAACGGACUGGCGGUGCCGUUACUCUAUGUCAGGGUUGAGAUGUUCAAGUCUCACCAAGGGUGGUACGAUAUUGAAGGAACAGGCAAAUUACAGAACUACUAUGAAAACGAGUACGCUUCGAAUCUGUUGCAAGGCUGUGGCGUAUCGCACUGGCUCAAGUUCCGCGAAUAUCGUCGUUAG
This is a messenger RNA of Lachancea dasiensis, 726 nucleotides long. NCBI's taxonomy places the organism in Eukaryota, Fungi, Ascomycota, Saccharomycetes, Saccharomycetales, Saccharomycetaceae. The record is from the annotation of a GenBank genome assembly.